AUGGACGCCCAGUUCGUGUUGCAGACGCUCGAGGUCGACGACGAAUUGCAGCCCAUGAAAAUUCACCGCAAGUUUAUUGUUGAAGGCACGGAACUCCACGUCCACUUUGAGGCCACGGAGAUCCGACUAUUGCGUGCGGCAGUGUCUUCCUUUUACGACAUGAGUCUGCUGACCGCCAGGACGUUGUUGGAAUUCAAAGAGUGA
Peronospora farinosa is the source of this 204-nucleotide messenger RNA. Lineage: Eukaryota; Oomycota; Peronosporomycetes; Peronosporales; Peronosporaceae. The record is from the annotation of a GenBank genome assembly.